UGUGCCAGAUUCCUUCCACCGGAAGUGUGUGUGUGUGCGCGCCAGUGCUUAGUGCUUUAGUGAGGGGCUCGAGAGUCAUCGUAAAAAAAACACACACAAACCAUACAAUGAGUGCAAUGAGUGCAGACGGCAUUAGUGAGUCCGCGACCCCGGACACCAGUCUGUUGGGCCGCGUGGCAAAGUUCUUCGUGGAUAAUCAAGAUGAGCGCACCACCGAAUGGUUCCUGUCCGGGUCGAUCACACCGCUGAUCAUGGUCCUGGUGACGUACCUCUACUUCUGCCUGUACGCCGGCCCCCGGUACAUGGCCAAACGGAAACCGUUCAAGCUGGAAACGGUGAUGAUCGUGUACAACGCAGUGCAGGUGCUGCUCAGCAUCGUGUUAGUCUAUGAGGGUAUUGAAGGAGGCUGGAGAAAGCACUACAGCUACCGCUGCCAGCCGGUCGAUUACAGUCCGAACCCGGUCGCCAUGAGGAUGGCGCGCGCCGUUUGGAUGUACUACAUGUGCAAGGUCGUGGAGCUGCUCGAUACCGUGUUCUUUGUACUGCGGAAGAAACAGAACCAGGUUUCGUUCCUGCACGUCUAUCACCACACGCUGAUGCCGAUCUGUGGCUUCAUUGGCGUCAAGUAUUUCGCAGGAGGCCAUGGCACGCUGCUGGGCGUCAUCAACUCGUUCAUCCACGUGUGCAUGUACGCGUACUACAUGCUGGCCGCGAUGGGCCCGAAAGUGCAAAAGUACCUCUGGUGGAAGCGCUACCUGACCGUGAUGCAGAUCGUCCAGUUCAUUAUCGUGUUCUUCCACACCAUCCAAGUUCAGUUCCAGCCGAGCUGCACCUACCCGAAGUCGAUCGCGGCCCUGCUAUCGCUGAACGCGGGCCUGUUCAUCUACAUGUUCAGCUCGUUCUACGUGCACUCGUACAUCCGCAACAAGGGCGGCAAGGGCGCGGUCACGAAGGGUGGCGAGGAGAACAACAACCAGUUGGAAUGCAAACCAAAGGACUCAACCGCACCAGCACAGCAACAGCCAGCGGGGCAAACGGGUGCGCUCGACAAGAAGGUGCUAUAG
Molecule: messenger RNA, 1064 nt
Organism: Anopheles cruzii
Lineage: Eukaryota; Metazoa; Arthropoda; Insecta; Diptera; Culicidae
Product: elongation of very long chain fatty acids protein 1
Exons: 6
Coding region: 108-1064 (318 amino acids)
Biological process (GO): fatty acid elongation, saturated fatty acid; very long-chain fatty acid biosynthetic process; sphingolipid biosynthetic process
Cellular component (GO): endoplasmic reticulum membrane
Molecular function (GO): fatty acid elongase activity
Source: RefSeq, a predicted model, not a curated record